Bombina bombina (fire-bellied toad) is the source of this 1906-nucleotide messenger RNA. It is a transcript of the gene C7H11orf96, whose product is annotated as chromosome 7 C11orf96 homolog. The coding region runs from base 612 to 977 and encodes 121 amino acids. The transcript has a single exon. The record is from RefSeq and is a predicted model, not a curated record. NCBI's taxonomy places the organism in Eukaryota, Metazoa, Chordata, Amphibia, Anura, Bombinatoridae.
GCAGGGACUGUGAUUGAGAUUCAAGCAGAAAGAUACAGAGCUCAGUUUAUAGAUUCACCUGGAGUGGAGCAGUCAGUCCACAGAUUCGUUUGGAGAAGAGUGCCCCAUAUCACAUAUAUACACUUGAAGUGGAUUGACCCACAGAUAUACCUGGAAUUGGCAGCCCUUAGACCAGAAACACACCUGGAGGGGGGAAUCCUCAGAUACACCUUUACUGGAGCAACCUACAUCUUCCCACAUUCAGAUGGAGUAACCCUCAGAUACACCUAUUGUGCAGUGGAACAACCCUGAGUUUACAACUACACCUGGAGGAAAUCAUCUAUUUAAAGCUCUAAAUAGGUGAUUAAACCUCAGCUUAAAUCUGCUGAAAACAAUCUUGGAUUUCUCUGCUUUUUAUUAUUCUGCACAGCUUUUCUUACAAAUACAGAACUGCAAUUUCUCUAAAGUGCUUACCUGACCUUUCUCUCUACACAAGACUGUUUGCCCUACAGCACAGUUCCAAAGCAAAUCACAUUGUGUUUGUGCAGUUUAACUAGUGAGUCACCUUUUUGGAAGCAGGGAUAUCCCAGCCACAGGGGACAUAUCAAAGAAAGGAGAGUCCUUUUAGGGCAAUGUCUGCUAAACAGGCUGAGUCCUUGAGUAUCUGCUCUAAUUACCAGGCGGUCAUGCCACACUACACUGGUGUAAGUGAAGAAUAUCCACAACCUCUCCAAGCCAGGCCACUGAGAGGCAAAGGUAAACUGAAGAGGCCAAGGCAAAGCAGGUUUAAGACUCAACCAGUCACCUUUGAUGAAAUCCAGGAGGUGGAGGAGGAGGGGGUGUCUCCAACUGAUGAAGAAAAGGCCAGGAAAUCUUUCCUACAGUCCCUGGAGUCCCUAAGGAGAAGCUCAAGCAACAUGCACUUCCAGAGAGAGAAGCUUGUUAGCUGCAAACUAAGGCACAGUCUGGACUCCAGUGACUCAGACUCUGCACAGUGACCUUCCAGGGAAUGGUGCACUAAAUUCUAGGACUGCAUGUCCUGAGGCACUCUGUGACCAUGAGUUAGUUACACCACAGUCCUAAGGCUGCUGGUUUAAAGGCAUAGACUGAUGCGCUGUAACCAGACGGUAAUUGACCCUCAUUAUACCUGUCAGUCUAAAAACCCCAAAUGCAAGGAGAGUCUAGACUUUUGAAGCUAUGACCCUGUGACUACCAGAGGCUGACUAGCCAAACAAAGAGAGGGUGGAACAUAAUCAAUUUAGAAUGAGGAGUAAAUAACUCUAUUGCCCUUCAACUCCCUACAAUACUGAAAUGGAUGGAAAGGGGCCCCAUUGCCUGGAAUGUUGCUGCAGAAUGAAACGCCUGUUUUGCCAUAUGUACUGUUUAUUUGUAUGAAGAAAGCUGGGAAUUGCAAUCUAAACAUUGUAGCUCUCAUUUGCAGAAGGUGAAUAGAUAUGUAAUCUGUACAUCUGCUAGUAAGUGACUUGCUAUGGUCCUGUAUCACUAGAUUAUGGUCUAAACAAGUUUUUGUUGCUUUGCAAAUGGGGUUGGGUAAAUGACACUGCUUAAGAUCCCCUGUGGAAGCUUAAAUGUUCCCCUUUACUGCCCCCUUCCUACCAAAUACAAAGAGCUUGUUGGUGAUCUUUGGUGUUGGGGACCUUCAGAAUAUUUAAUAUGAAAAAAUAUAUAUAUUUCACAUAGCAAAAGAUAAAAUUAUUUGACCCCUUUGUUUGCUGGAUAAGUUUUCAAUAAACAUAACCUCACAAAAUACAAUUCUGUACAGCAGAGAAGGGGUUAAGCUUAUUUUUGUAUCUAUGAACCUUGUGAUUGAACAAAUGUAUAAAUAUUUAUUUUUGCACUCACUGCUGUCUGUCUCUUUAUAUUUUCCCCCCAUUAAUCUAUUUUAAAUAAACACACUUGCAAAGUU